Messenger RNA from Perkinsus marinus ATCC 50983, 785 nucleotides. RefSeq lists its product as hypothetical. The coding region runs from base 45 to 785 and encodes 246 amino acids. Lineage: Eukaryota; Perkinsozoa; Perkinsida; Perkinsidae. The record is from RefSeq and is a predicted model, not a curated record. The transcript is spliced from 6 exons.
GUCGCAAUAGCAGGGGCUUGUGUGUGAGCCCGGUCUACACCCACAUGGAGAUCGCAAAUGAAUACCGGAGGCAACGGGAGAUGUCGCCGUUUUGGAACGGGCCACUUUGGGAGACCUUCUAUUCGCGCUACACUCGGACAUGCACGCUAUGCUCAACAUGCAAUGAUUAUUAUUGGAGACGAAAUAUCAACAUACCGAUAAGCGAUCGUGGUAGGGUAGAAAAUGCAUCGAGGUGCCCGAGGAGUGCCUUGGAGGUCUUAGCAGAAAGCCCUUACUCACAACUUGCUACUCCUCCUAGGAUCGAAAGCGCUGAAGGAGAAGUCAUUCUGCGAUGGCUUGAGUGGGCCCAACGCCGUGCACAUGGUGAAGGUCUCGGAUGGCGCAAAUGGAUUUCCGAGUAUGGUUACGAACGCCCUGUUGGUCCUGAAGAACGGACGGCAAUCGAGGAUAAUGCAAUUGAUGAGCCGAAUUUAGAAGAGGGGAAGAUUCUGACGGACUCGUCACGCUCGGAUGAAUCAUCGGAGCUGGACUUCACUGAGGAGCACUUGCACUCAGCGAAUGCCGGUGUAAUUCUCCGUUCGUGGCUCGCCAAGGCGCGUGUCGCGGUCGCGAGCAAACCAGCGCCUCUCCCACGAGUAUCGGAUAAGUGGUUGACUCAUCAACAGCGGGCUGUAUAUUCGGAUAGCGAGAGUUCUCCAGCCUCUUCGCAACGUGAAAUGAUACCUGCCAGCGUUGUUGAGUAUGGUGGAGAUGAUGACUUGAUCCAUGGAGUCACUGAUGCCUAA